Pseudovirgaria hyperparasitica is the source of this 2225-nucleotide messenger RNA. RefSeq names its product MFS general substrate transporter. Gene Ontology annotation, cellular component: membrane. The transcript has 5 exons. The record is from RefSeq and is a predicted model, not a curated record. Gene Ontology annotation, molecular function: transmembrane transporter activity. Gene Ontology annotation, biological process: transmembrane transport. Bases 115 to 1923 code for a protein of 602 amino acids. Lineage: Eukaryota; Fungi; Ascomycota; Dothideomycetes; Acrospermales; Acrospermaceae.
GACUGAUCAUUGUCCCAUGGGCCGAGUCAACGACGAUAUAUCACAAUAGCUGUGAUUGCGUAGCCUGUCCAACGAACUUGCCAACGCAGCGCGUACGAUCUGACCCUAUCAGUCAUGCAGAACGACUCCAUAUUCGAAGCAGAGGCGGACUUGGAUAACACGAGACUUCCAUGGUCCAACGGAAAUACAGAGCAGACGACUGACCCUCACAAUCAAGGGAGAGAUGACACAAUUGCUGCAGUAGGAGGAUACGAUGGCGCACUCGUAGGAAGAGAUGUUAACGAGAAUGCGCCGCUUCUAAGAACGGGCUUUGAAGCUAGUGAUGACGGCAAUAGUCCAGACGACGAAGCCAGCUUCGUAGACUUGGAGUUUGGCUCUCUUCCAUGGUACAAGAAGCCCUCGAUUAUAUGGCUCCUUCCUUCUUUCGGCGUCCUUGCCCUGGCCUACGGGGGAACCAUAGUCCCCAAGCUCAAUUUGAUACUGCAGCUGAUAUGCCGGGAUUACAUGGCAGAUAAAGCCGCGCGUGACCCGACCUUCACGUAUCUUCCUGUAGUGUUCGUGUUCGGAGGAGAAAAUCCACAAUGUCAACGUCCGGAAGUCUCGGCCGCGGGAGCUCGGUUCACGCUCUAUAUGCAGCUCAUAUCCGGCUUUCUAUCAGCCAUCACCAGCCCGAAACUGGGAGCGCUGUCGGAUAGAUAUGGUCGACGGAAGCUAAUUGCUUUAUGCAGCACGGGUAUGGUCUUCAACGAGUUGAUUACGAUUGUAGUGGCCAAGUUUCCGGACACGUUCUCCGUCAAUUGGAUGCUCUUGGGCUUUGCAGUAGAUGGUAUUAGUGGAUCCUUUACAUGUGCUCUGGCACUAAUCCACUCAUACGCUACGGACUGCACGAAGCCCUCGAAGAGAAGUACUGCUUUUGGCUAUUUCCAUGCAUGCUUGUUUGCUGGCAUCGCUCUUGGUCCCAUUCUCGCGGCGUAUGUUAUCAAAGCGACCGGAGAUCGAGUGUCGAUAUUUAUAAUGGCACUUUCGGUCCAUUGUGUCUUCAUUUUAUUCACUGUAUUCAUUCUCCCCGAAUCACUCUCCAAAUCAAGGCAGCGAAUCGCCCGCGAGAAGUAUAGUGUCGAACAAGAACAAUAUGGCGUGGCCUACGGUAUUGCUGCAGAUUGGUUCAAGCAUCUGAGAGUUUUCACAAACAUGCUACAACCCCUCAGAAUCUUAUAUCCCAGAGGACUGGGUAGCAGUCCACAACUCCGUCGAAACCUCGUGCUGUUGUCUGCCAUCGAUACUAUUGUAUUUGGUGUUGCGAUGAGUAUGAUGUCCGUCCUGGUCCUUUAUAUCAACAUGAAAUUCGGAUGGGGCGAUGUUGAGGGCAGUAAGUUCGUGUCUGUGGUCAACAUCUUCCGAGUCGCUGCACUCCUCAUCAUCCUGCCAGCGCUCACAUGGUGUUUUCGCGGACGACGGCGUUCACAACAGGCUGAGACCAAGCACGGUGCAGAUACGUUGGACUUGUACAUCAUCCGACUCGGGGUCCUCUUAGACGGGCUAGGUCUCCUUGGGUACGCCUUAGCACCAACUGGAGCCGUGUUUGUUCUGUCUGGUAUCGUUGCAUCGAUGGGAGGAGUGGCAUCUCCAACCUUGCAAUCGGCUCUGACGAAGCAUGUUCCCCCGGAGAGGACAGGGCAGCUACUGGGAGCCACCGGACUACUCCAUGCUCUAGCGCGUGUAGGAGGUCCUUUAGUCUUCAAUGGGCUAUAUUCUCUGACUGUUAGGAAGUACGCGCCAGCUACCUUUCUGGCUUUGUCUGGUGUAUUUGGUCUUGCAUUCUUGGGAAGUUGGUUUGUGAGACCAUACGUUGUGUUCGAGGAGCCUGAUAUUGAUGUACAUUCAUCACAAGAUGCUAGGGCUGCACAUAGGCACGGAGAUUGAUCAAGCCGCUAUCGAAAGGCUUUAAGAGAUCUAGAAUAGUGCCUAAAUCGGACAGUAUAUAAGGAGUCAUCUGUGCACUCCGUCAUUCGUCUUACCGUAGUCUCAUGAUGCAUCUAUACACCCCUACGGCCAUCAAGUUGCUGAGGCUCGAUACAGAUAUGCUUCGCGAUCAUGGAGGAAGAGUUACUGCUCUUGAUACCUCAUAGUCUGAUCUCCGUCAUUCUCUCAUCUGUUUGGAACUAGGGCAAAUUCGUGCGAACCAGUAACUGUUCAAUCGUUCUUUUCACCUGCACGAGCAACAC